UGUGACAGCUCUUUGACGUCAGCUGGAGGCAGAGCCUGUGGUUUCGGCCGCGCAGCCAAAGCCGUGUGAGAACCCAGUGGAUGCUGGAUUUAUCCCCGCUGCCGCCACUGCCGCCGCUGCUGUUUCUCAGGGGCUGCCAGAGCAUGGACUAUUAAAAACUUGCAUUUCUGCAGUGUGAGGUAACAUUUUGACACCAACAUGGGAAAGCAGAACAGCAAGCUACGCCCUGAAGUCAUGCAAGAUUUGCUAGAAAGUACAGACUUUACAGAACACGAGAUCCAGGAGUGGUACAAGGGCUUCUUGAGAGACUGCCCAAGUGGACACUUAUCCAUGGAGGAGUUUAAAAAAAUCUACGCCAAUUUUUUCCCUUAUGGGGACGCUUCUAAGUUUGCGGAACAUGUGUUCCGCACUUUUGAUGCCAAUGGAGAUGGAACAAUAGAUUUCAGAGAAUUCAUCAUAGCCUUGAGCGUGACGUCGAGAGGUAAACUGGAGCAGAAGCUGAAGUGGGCAUUCAGCAUGUAUGAUCUCGAUGGGAAUGGCUACAUCAGUAAGUCAGAGAUGCUGGAAAUCGUACAGGCAAUCUAUAAGAUGGUUUCUUCUGUAAUGAAGAUGCCGGAAGAUGAGUCAACACCAGAGAAAAGGACAGAGAAGAUCUUCCGCCAGAUGGACACCAACCGUGAUGGAAAACUCUCCCUAGAAGAGUUCAUCCGAGGCGCCAAGAGUGACCCAUCAAUAGUGAGACUCCUGCAGUGUGAUCCCAGCAGCGCCGGGCAAUUCUGAACCCAGUCUUUGGAUGAAUUAUGUAUCCGCUUUUUUUUUUUUGUUUGUUUUUUCCUUGCCAAACAACAUUCAUGGUAGUGUUGCCUCUGUAUGGCCAAUUAUGCCUUCUUUUGUGGCAUCUUAUAGCUUCUUUUGUUGUGGAUUAAUUAUAAGAAUGCUGAAUUGCUCUUACCGAUUUGUCCAGAGCACAAGCAGUACUGUUUUAAACAGAUAUUGUGGUGUUAUCAUUGUUUUAAAGAUUAUUAUUAUUUUUUUUUCUUAAUGUGUCUGUUUUGGAAAGUACACUUGAGAAGGACAAAA
Molecule: messenger RNA, 1080 nt
Organism: Coturnix japonica (Japanese quail)
Lineage: Eukaryota; Metazoa; Chordata; Aves; Galliformes; Phasianidae
Gene: NCALD
Product: neurocalcin delta
Biological process (GO): calcium-mediated signaling
Molecular function (GO): calcium ion binding; actin binding; tubulin binding
Source: RefSeq, a predicted model, not a curated record